Daktulosphaira vitifoliae (grape phylloxera) is the source of this 5608-nucleotide messenger RNA. RefSeq names its product insulin-like peptide receptor. The transcript is spliced from 6 exons. Lineage: Eukaryota; Metazoa; Arthropoda; Insecta; Hemiptera; Phylloxeridae. Gene Ontology annotation, cellular component: axon; insulin receptor complex. Bases 1291 to 5262 code for a protein of 1323 amino acids. Gene Ontology annotation, molecular function: ATP binding; insulin receptor substrate binding; insulin receptor activity. Gene Ontology annotation, biological process: multicellular organism development; positive regulation of MAPK cascade; positive regulation of kinase activity. The record is from RefSeq and is a predicted model, not a curated record.
CCAUUGAUCAACCGACUAAAUAAUCACUGCUUGUACAAUGUACACAACGGACCACAGUGAGCCGACAUCCCUCUCUAUAUUUUUUAUUCUCCAUCUGUAGUCUCUGUAGUAAUGCUACAAAUCGAGUGGAAUGCGUGUGCGUGUAAUCCGUUAGUCGUGUCUGUAGUAUUGCGGCUGCCAGUAAUAUCUUGAACCAUUCAACAUUGUUUACGUUACACCGUGUUGUUGUUAAACUUAAUGCUAAUUUGAACGUGAACACUGCCGCCGCCGUCAUAACUAAUAUUGCAAUAUCGUUGAAUUGUGCUCUACUGUAUUCUCAUUAAUCCCGUUUAAUUAAUCCCGAACGCAUUAUAACUUACACACGCGUUUAUUUGGCCUACGGCUGACUGGGCUUGGCGGUAGUCAUAAUAAUCUUAGCGGAAGUUAAGACCUUGUGCAUGUCGUCGGUAUUGUCAAGAUAGACGUAGUAUCUUCGGGCGCGACUGAACAUUUCCGAUUAAUCUUAAACGGAUUUUAAUUAAAACGACAUGUGCGCCGGCCGCAGGAAAUGAAUAAGCUGUCGUCAACACGGUGGUCAUCACAGCAGAACCUGAUCAUCUUGAGUCGGCCGUCGUCUACGGUGAAGACGUCGUCGAGGGACGAUCGAUUUCGUAGUAAACUCGACAAGCGACACCGCCGUUUGCUUAACCCGUCAACACCGCGGUGCUGCGAUCCCGCGGUGCGUUGACUCUGAACAGGCGCCACCGCAGCUACCGCCGCCCACGCGUUGUUUCUCGCCGACUACAGUCGGUAGUCGCACGCAUACGAAUAAGUAAGCGGCCGAUUCAUUUUGAUACAAAAAGUAUUGGCCGCCACUGUUGUUAACCUCGUCCCUACCGACACCACCGGUCCGUACGCGAAAACAAACCACUUGCCGCUCGUCGCCCGGCGACAACACGCGGUUCCGACGCGCGCGCCUCUGACGCAACAGUCUGUGGCGGCGGAGCAGAAGAAAUGCGGUGCAUGUUAUCGUCGUCACGCAUCUCCAGUUCACCACUGUGAGCUACCUCGUGUGCUUGUAUGGUGCGUGAGAUUGACCUCGCGCACCAUAUGAACCUCCGUUUUUUGCCGUAACCGAAUUUCGUAUUUUUCUAUUUAAGUUGUCGUUGCAACCCGCCAAACGAUCUAAACGUUCGUUGUUUUUUUUAUUGUUUUUAAAAUAAAUCCUCGCGUGUGAUAUUCUACCGUCUACAUUUUAUCGUUCACGUUUCGAAAAAUGAAGUACAAAUUUUUGCUCAAAAACUAGCGUUCAUGAACGUCUGGUCAGCCGUGUUGCUGUUGUGGUCGCUGACGGCGACCGCGGCCUCCCCGGCACCGUACAAAGAGAAGGUAUGCGGUAGUGUGGAAGUGCGGAACAGUGCCACUCGACUGGCGGCCCUCCAGAAUUGCACGGUUGUCGACGGGCACGUGCAAAUCGUGUUGCUCGACUCUACGCAGCCGGAAGACUUCCAACCGUUCUAUGCGCUCCGGGAGAUCACUCAGUACUUGGUCGUCUACCGGGUCAGCGGCUUGGAGAGUUUGGGUAAGCUCUUUCCCAACUUGAUGCUGAUACGAGGCGUCUACAGCUCCAGUUUUCCCGGAAGAGCGCUAAUGGUGCACGACAACAGCCAUCUCUCCGAAAUAGGAUUGUACAAAUUGACGAAUAUCACACAAGGCUCUGUCAUAAUUACGAAAAAUCCAAGACUAUGUCAUGCGACUACAAUCGACUGGGGCCAAAUCACUAAUGGCGUGAGUAAUGAUACCAAUAUAAUAAGUAGUAAUGAAGCAGGACGCUGCCAAGGAUGUUCUAAAUCAGGAUGUCCCGAAGAAAGAUGUUGGAAACAAGAUCCAGCGGAAUGCCAAUUCGGUAAACUUAAAGAUUGCCACCCGUUGUGUGCUGGAGGAUGUUAUGAGAAACAUUCAUCGAAAGAUUGUUAUGUUUGUACAGCGUUUUUACAUAAUGGUGAUUGUAUCCGAGAAUGUCCUGCAGGAUUAUAUGGUCACAUCCGCUCUUGUUUAACUGAAGAACAAUGUCGCAAUUUGACUGUUGAUAGAGAAGAAUCAUCGCUAGAUAUUCUGAAUACUAAUUAUAUUCCAUUCGGACGACAAUGUCUAGAUGAGUGUCCUUAUGAGUUUGAAGUCACACCUGAUGGAAAGAACUGUAAACCAUGUACAAGAACACCUGCAGGAAAUUGUCAACGAAAUUGUAAUGGUUUCAAAAUCACUGAUGAUAUGCUUAGAAGUAGAAAAAGUGAUGAAUACCGUCUGCAUACUAACUGUACGACAAUUAAAUCCUUAGAAAUAGAAGUUAAAUAUGGAUUAAGUGAAGAUGUUGAACGGCGAUUAGAAGAGUAUGUUGGUAAAGUUGAAAUAAUUUUAGACCAACUGAAGAUAAUACGUUCAUAUUCUUUAAAUUCAUUAAAUUUUUUGAGAAAUUUGAGAGAAAUACGAGGUGAAAAUACUGGUAAUAAUAUGUCACUAGUAGUUCGUGGAAAUAAGAAUUUAAAAGAACUAUGGUCUUGGGACCAAAGGUUUUACAAAAAGAAUUUGACUAUAAUGAAUGGAUCAGUGUCUUUUCAUUACAAUCCAAAACUAUGUUACCAAGUAAUAAGAGACUUUGGAGAUACUGUUAAAUUACCAACUUUUUCAGAUUUAGAAGUAUCUUCCAUGUCUAAUGGUGAUCAGUAUGCAUGUUAUGUUACUGAGUUAAAAGUAGAAACUGUUGGAAUAGGGCCACAGUCUAUAAUUUUAAAAAUGCAUAAAGUUCAAGAAACUGAUAAUUUGGAGAGAUUUCUUGUUUACUUUAUUGAAGCAUCGAAAUGGAGUGACAAUAUUGAAACAUCUGAAUGCGAAGACACUAGUUGGAAAAUUGAUGAUAUAAGCUCUAAAAGAGUUUUCAAUGAAACAUCUAUAGAUCAUGUCAUAACUAAUCUUGAACCCAAUACUGAGUAUUAUUAUUAUGUAAAAACCUAUACAAUAGCUUCUAGAACUAGUAAGAGUAGUUUAUUUAAAAACAAAACUCUUCCAUCAAAACCGUCUGCUCCUCAAAAUUUUGCUGCACAACCUUUAUCAAGUUCUGAAGUAGAACUUUCAUGGAAACCACCAUCACAUCCACAUGGUAAAUUAACUAAAUAUAUAAUUAAAGGGUUUCUUUUAAAAGACGAUAGAGUUAUUCUUGAUCAGCGUAACUAUUGUACUAAUAAAAUAGAAACUGAAGAUAAGGAAAAAUUGUAUAAACCACAAACUUAUGUAAAACCAACAGUUGAUCAAUCUUGUAGUCAUUGUGAAUCUCAAAAACCCAGUAUCAACACUAAUAUGUGCAGUAUGUUUGAACAUGGUCUAACUAUUGAUAUUAAUGUAUUAAGUAGCCGAAAAUACAUUUUUGAAACUUGUAGUAAUUUCCUUAAUGUGUUCAUUGAUGCAAAGUGUUUUUCAUUGCAAAACACCGAUGAAAAUAUAUUUCAGAAUUAUGUUAAUGAAAAUUGUAAAGAAGAGUGGUCUAUUAGCAAUGCAUUACAAAAUGUAACUCAAAGAGACAAUAGUUUAAUUAAUUUUUCUCUAGAGCUGAGUGAAAAUUAUACGUCGUAUACUCUUAAAGACUUAGCUCACUUCAGUCAAUAUAUAUUGUCUAUUAUGGUGUGUCGAGAAAUUGUAAGUCAAGAGUUCAUGUUAAGUAAGGUUGAUCAUUGCAGUCAUGAAACCUUGUUGUCAUUUCGAACAUUAAUGAAUUCCAAUGCAGAUGUCAUUGAUUCAAAUCUUGUACAUGCAGCUGUAUAUAACCUUACUGCUAAUAUUUCAUGGGUUGAACCUAUAUUAGUUAACAGUAUAAUUCAUAGUUUUAAGUUAGAAUAUAAACGCGUAAGUUCAUCUGAUACUGAGAGUAAUACUGUAUCUCAAUGUAUAACUAUGAAAGAAUUUGAACGUGGUGGAAGGUCACAUGCUCUUAUAAAUUUAACACCGGGAGAAUAUCAUUUCAGAGUAAGAGCUCAGUCAUUAGCAGGUGAAGGACCAUUUACCCCCUACAAAAUAUUUAUUGUUAAAAGUGACAAUUCUCCAGCUAAUCUAUACUUGGUUUUAAUGGUCAUAUUGUUUGGUGCAUUGCUGAUUGUUUUUGUCGGAUUUAUCGUUCGUACGUAUUUCAAUCAAAAAAUGCUUCAGCGCAAUAGUGUAUUUAAUUUGGCUAACAACCCGGGUUAUGUUGGAGUUUAUGUUGAAGAUGAAUGGGAAUUAGUAAGAGAAGAUGUACAAAUAGUGAAAGUCUUGGGCAGAGGAACAUUUGGUACAGUACAUGAAGGUUUGUUACUGCCUCAUAAUGAGCCAUGUGCUGUUAAAUCUGUUAGCAAGACAAACUUUUUGAAAUAUCAUGCUGAAUUUUUGAAUGAAGCAUCUAUAAUGAAAAAAUUUAGUGAGGCAUAUCAUAUAGUUAAGCUAUUAGGGGUGGUAACAAAGAGCUAUCCUCCUUUAUUAGUUAUGGAACUAAUGGGUAGAGGCGAUUUAAAGAGUGUACUAGUUUCUUCAAGGGAAUCUGGUGACCCACCUCCACCAUCUAGGUAUACUACUAUUCGAAUGGCUGCACAAAUAGCAGAUGGUAUGGCGUUCCUAGAAUAUAACAAAUUUAUUCACCGUGAUUUAGCAGCCAGAAAUUGUAUGGUGGCUAAUGACUUAACUGUAAAAAUUGGUGAUUUUGGCAUGAGUCGACAGAUUUAUGCUGGUAAUUAUUAUCGAAAAGGCAACAAAGGUGAUAUGCCUAUACGGUGGAUGGCACCUGAAGCUAUGGCUGAAGGUGUGUUUACUAGUCAGUCUGAUGUAUGGAGCUAUGGUGUAGUGCUUUGGGAAAUGUUAACAUUAGGAGAACAACCUUACAAAGGAAAAAGCAAUAAUGAUGUUAUGGCCUAUGUGCUUGAUGGCAACAUAUUAGAUUUACCAAUAUUUUGCCCUGAUGUUCUUGCUGGUAUAAUGAAAUCUUGUUGGAGUUGGACAUCAGCACAAAGGCCAAGUUUUAUAAAAAUAAUUGAACUGCUGGAUGCGUUUUUGGAUAAAGAUUUUAAAAAAGUUUCAUUUUAUCAUAACCGCAGUGCUGAUGCUUCAAUUGCUGAAUAUUCACUAAUGUCCCCAAGUACUACUUAUGAAGAAAAUGUUGACAGUGAAAAUCUCAAUACUGAUGGAGGCGACACUGAAGAUGUUUAUGCUUCAUUUAAAGUAGACCCGAGAAAUCUGAGUAAUGGGCAUUUGUCACCAAUGUAAAUUUGUGCUUUGACGAAAAUAAAAGUGAAAAUUUCAUGUUACCAUUUAAGUCUUUAUUUAAAAUAAGGUUUUUUUUACUUUUAUUAUAUUUAUGGUCCAAAAUAGAGCUUAAUUUAGUUUUAUCAUAGACAGUAUAGCUUUUGUUGUUACAUUUCUUUGAGUAAUUUAAUAUUUUAAUGCUGUAAUUUUUAAUGAUAAAAUUAGUUCAUUUUUCAUAAAAAUAUUUUUCUGUACCACCUAUUUGUACAUAUUUUGUUCUAGCAUCUAGUCAGUAUGUGGAAGUUACAUCUUGCUCCACAGUUUAUUUUUUAUUUUUAUUUUAAUACUAUUAUUAUUAUAUUUUGUU